Stylophora pistillata is the source of this 894-nucleotide messenger RNA. RefSeq lists its product as uncharacterized. Lineage: Eukaryota; Metazoa; Cnidaria; Anthozoa; Scleractinia; Pocilloporidae. The record is from RefSeq and is a predicted model, not a curated record.
AUGCUGAUAUCAUCUGUGAAAAAGAUGUGCAAGAAGGCAGGGUUUAAUCUGCACAAGUUUGUUUCGAAUAAGAAAGAAGUUUUGAGAAGCCUUCCAAUUUCUGAUCGAGCUGAUGACCUCAAGAACAUAGACCUCGAUCUGGACAAGCUACCCAUGGAGAGAGUACUUGGGGUCCAUUGGUGUAUUCAGUCAGACAUGUUUCAGUUUCGUUUGAUGCUAAAAGAUCGUCCUUGUACAAGGAGAGGGAUCCUAUCAACCAUAAGCUCGAUUUUUGAUCCACUUGGUUUCGCUGCACCCAUCCUACUAGUGGGAAAGAGCAUCUUGCAAGAUCUGUGUCGUGAAGGCAUGGAGUGGGAUGAUCCCAUACCCGACGUGAUUAUGUCAAGAUGGGAGAAAUGGCGAGCCAAGCUUCCUAUUCUUCAACGUUUCUCGAUUCCCAGAUGCUUUAAGCCCGAAAACUUUGGCGCGGUCGUGAGGAAAGAGCUACAUCACUUCUCGGAUGCAAGUACAAAGGGUUACGGUCAAUGUAGUUACUUAAGGCUUCGAGAUGAUUCCGGCAAAAUUCACUUUUCUUUCAUGGCUGGCAAGGCACGAGUGACCCCCAUCAAGCAUGUGCCUAGAGCUGCAGGCCGCUGUGACUUCAGUAAAGCCAAUCGAGUUCAGCUGAUUCAGGAUGCAACUUCAUUAGAUCAGUGGAAGUAUGUGGAGUCAAAAUUAAAUCCAGCCGAUGACGCCUCGUGUGGGCUUAGUCCAAACGCUCUUCUAACCUCGAAGUGGUUAAAGGGACCAGCCUUUUUGUGGCAAAGCGAAGAUAAGUGGCCGCUUCGCAGAAAUGAAAAGGUACUUGAUUCCCGUGAAGUAUUACCCUCUGAUCCUGAGGAGACUUCAGAAUGA